Molecule: messenger RNA, 408 nt
Organism: Saccostrea echinata
Lineage: Eukaryota; Metazoa; Mollusca; Bivalvia; Ostreida; Ostreidae
Exons: 1
Coding region: 1-408 (135 amino acids)
Source: RefSeq, a predicted model, not a curated record
AUGAUAGACACUUCAGAGGUAGACAAAAUGAAGAAGUCAGGUACAGUUAAGAAGAGAGACACAUCAGAGAAAGGCAAAGAAAAGACAGAUACAGAAGAAAUGAUAGACACAGCAGAGAAAGACAAGAUGGAGGAGAAGUCUGACACAGAAGAAAUGAUAGACACUUCAGAGGUAGACAAAAUGAAGAAGUCAAGUACAGUUAAGAAGAGAGACACAUCAGAGAAAAACAAGGAGAAAGAGAAGUUAGACACAGAAGAGAAGAUAGACACAGAAGAGAAAGACAAGAUGGAGGAGAAGUCGGAAACAGAAGAAAUGAUAGACACUUCAGAGGUAGACAAAAUCGAAGAGAAGUCAGGUACAGUUAAGAAGAGAGACACAUCAGAGAAAACAAGGAGAAAGAGAAGUUAG